Meloidogyne enterolobii is the source of this 1092-nucleotide messenger RNA. The record is from the annotation of a GenBank genome assembly. Lineage: Eukaryota; Metazoa; Nematoda; Chromadorea; Rhabditida; Meloidogynidae.
UCGAGGGUGUCAAGGUGUUUUGUUUUAAUAAAAAAUUUUAUUUCUGAAUAUAUGGUGUAGUGGGUAGUGUUUGUGUCCGUAGGGGUAGGGGUCGUGGGUUCGAACCAGUUUGGUAGUCAUUAAUUUUUAUUUUAUUUUCCUUUAUUUUCCAAGUGUUAUUUCGACUUUGGUCUCGUUCUAAAAAAUUCCCAGCAUUAUACACUCUCCUAUCUAUCCGGUCUUAUGCUUGUAGUCAUUUAGAAUUUACCUUAGAUUAUUUAUAGAUAGGCAUUGAUAUUAAUCCACCACCCUCUGAUUUUGAACAGAAUCAUAACGAAUUUGUAAAUAAAACACAAAAAAGGCAAAAACGAGCUUUUUGGAUUGGUUGGUUAAUUUAAUAUUUCUUGAUAAAUUUUUAAUCAACAGAUGGAAAUAUGCAUGCUCGUGAAUGGGCAUCUAGCCAUACUGCUUUAUUUAUUAUCAACCAAUUAAUAGCUUCCUAUGGUAAAGACUCCUUUUUAACCAAGGCGCUCGAACAAAUUGACUUUUACAUUGUCCCCUGCGCAAACCCUGAUGGUUUUGAAUUUUCUAGGUCUUCUAUAAACCCUAAAGUUUGUCGGAAAAAAUUUUAAAAAUUUUUUAAAAAAUUAUUUUUCCGAUUCGUUUGUGGAGGAAAAAUCGUUCACCAGAACAAUGCACCAGAACAUGGAAUGGUCUAUUGUGUUGUAGAGGUGUUGAUUUAAAUAGGUUUGGGGGAGCUUAUUGGGCUUGGAUUAGACUCUUAUUUUAUUCAAAUUUAAAGGAAUUUUGAUUUUCAUUGGGCGGAGACUGGCUCCUCUUUAAAUGCUUGUUCCAACCUCUAUUCAGGAAAGAGGGCUUUUAGUGAGCCUGAAUCUAGAGCACUUGCUGAAUUUUUGAGGAAUAAUAAUGAGGAGGAAGGAGAAAGGGUGUUUUAUGCUUUUGUGAGUUUUUUCUAAAAAUAUGAGAUAAGUUGAGGGGGUUUAUAUGGAAGGGGUGAAGGUGUUAUAUAAUGGAUAAAGGAAAGCAACCUUGACCGCUUCCUCACAUAAAAAUGAUUCCAAAGAUAUCCUGCCUCGUAUUCAAGUCGUCUCG